AUGAAAAAAUCACAAGAAGCUUCAGAUCAUUCGGAAAAGCCAACGGCAGAAACUGGUUUGUGGAACUCUAGCCAGUGUACGGACAAUAGCAAUCCGAAUGAAGAUCCGGGAAUGGGCGACCUCUAUGGAACGACAUUAGAGAUUGAUUUGGACGAUCUGGAACCCCCGUUACCUCCAGAUGGAGGAUAUGGAUGGUUUAUUGUGCUCGGAAGCUUUGUUUGCAUGGUGCUUGUGGAUGGAGUGUGUUUCUCUUACGGAAUUUUCCUCAGCGAACUGGAGGCCACAUUUGGAGCAACCAAAAUGCAAAUGACUCUGGCAGGAUCGUUACUCACCGGACCGAUUGUGAGUGGAUUGAUGAAUCGUUUUGGAGCUCGAAUACUGGUCCUGAUCGGAUCGAUCAUCUCGUCUGUAUCCAUUGUGAUCAGCUCGUUUGCAAGGGAUGUGAAUAUGUUUAUCGUUGUGUUUGGUGUUAUCGGGGGAAUCGGAUACGGGCUGGUGUAUCUGCCGGCAGCAACGAUUGUCACUACUUGGUUUGUGAAGAAGCGAGCCACUGUGACCGGGAUAAUCAUGGCCGGAAGUGGAAUUGGCGUGACCGUUUAUUCACUCACUCUGCCUCAUUUGAUUUCUCUUUACACUUGGCGAGGGUGUAUUCUCAUUUUGUCUGCAAUCAAUUUGAAUUGUGCAGUAGCUGGUGCAUUGUUUCGGCCGUUGAACCAUUAUUUAUCCAAGAAACCGGUGGAGGAAGGUGAUAACGUUCGGUCGGAGAAUGGCGGGUACGAAUUAGGAGUUUCGAUUGAGAAUGCAGUCGGGCAUUGGACAAGUUCACAGCAUAUUUCUAAGGCUGCUAAGGGUGCCCAAAUUCAGGAACUGGCUCGUCAAUAUGUGGUGGCUGAACUUGGACAAUCUGCAAAGAAACUGGAUGGGAUCAAAUCGGCAACAGGCAAUUCAGAACUGGGGGAAAAAAUUGCGGAAGCAGUAAAACGAAAAUCAACUACUUCCUGGGAUGACCUUAUAAUCACGUAUGGAAAUCAGUUGGUUCCACUGCCGGAGGGUCAACCCUUAGGUGGUGGUCCUUCGACCGAUCGUCUGCCUAUGCUCAGUGUGGACGCCGUGAAUCGGAUUGUGGAAGAUGUGCUGGGCAAACAGACAUUCAUGUCUUCGACCAGUCUGGUUGUCCCCGAUCGGUCUAUUAUUCACCGAUCAUCGAAUAUGGGGAGCCAACGGAUGAUCCAGUCUACCGCAUCCCAGUUGGGUCAGGUUUCUGUUAGACCCACAGAUAAAGCGGUUGUGUAUUUGAAACCGGAUAACAUGGGUAGCACCUCGUAUUUUGCCUCGGCAAUCUCUCUGAGAGCCGGUUGUGAAGGUCCAAUUUUGACGGACGAAAAUGUGAAAGCAGCAAUUGUGAACGAGCUACGCAAGGAGAUUGCUCGCCCCGUGCACAAGAAAGAUUUGUUCCUCAGUGGAAGCCUUAUCCACAUUAAUGAAUACGUUGCUCAUCCAGAAGUUGAUCAAUAUAUUCGAUCGGUAACCUCACCGGCAGAUGAGAAACACACGCGAAAUCCGUUUUUGUCGAUGUUAAAAAACUUAUUCGGAAUCGAGAUUUUGCGCAGUCCUACUUUCGUCCUGUUAACAGUGUCUAGUAUCGUGACAAUGAUCGGUUAUAUUGUCCCUUAUCAGUUUCUCAAAGACAAUGCGCAAACGUACGGGUACGAUGAGGCCAAAUCUUCUUAUCUCCUAGCUUACUUGGGAAUUGCAAACACAAUUGGUCGUGUGCUAGCCGGUUGGUUGUCCGAUCGCCCGUGGGCUGAUGUGAUUCUUGUGAAUAAUAUCUCAUUAGUCCUGUCCGGGAUUGCAACUGCUUUGGUCCCGUUGAUGAACACCUAUCCGCUUCUUCUCGCAUACGCAUGUUUCUACGGGUUUGUGAUCGCCGCAUUUAUCGCGGUGAGAACAAUUCUGAUUGUCGAGGUCCUCGGGUUGGAUCGAUUGACAAAUGCGUUCGGAUUCCUUCUACUUUUUCAAGGCAUGGCUAUUGUGGCCGCACCACCCUUACUAGGCUCCCUCUAUGAUACUUUCCACAAUUUCGGAUUCACGUUUAUCCUUGGUGGAGCAGCCAUUUUCCUCUCCGGUGUUCUAUGCUUCCCAUUGUCUGCUGUCGCCCGUUGGGAACGACGACGUUCGUGCCAAGCGGAUCUGGAUCAGAGAACGGAAAUUUCCGAUCCUAACACCCAAACAGGAGGGAUAGCACGUCUCAUUCGCCUGGUCCGUGAUCAAGUUUCCCGCUUUUGUUUUAACCUGAGCAAGCCAAAUUGA
Messenger RNA from Echinostoma caproni, 2310 nucleotides. The record is from the annotation of a GenBank genome assembly. Lineage: Eukaryota; Metazoa; Platyhelminthes; Trematoda; Plagiorchiida; Echinostomatidae.